AUGGCGCUCUUGGAGGUGUGCGGAGCCCCCCGAGGGCAAUGCGAAGACUGGGCUCUCCCAGGAGCAGGAAGCAGGCAUCGCUCGGACCCGGGACACUACAGUUUCUCAGUGCGAUCUCCAGAGCUCGCCCUCCCUCGGGGAAUGCAGCCCAGGGAAUUCUUCCAGUCCUUGGGUGGAGACAAAGAAAGAAAUGUUCAGAUUGAGAUGGCCCAUGGCACCACCACGUUGGCCUUCAAGUUCCAGCAUGGAGUGAUUGUGGCUGUGGACUCCCGAGCAUCGGCCGGGAGUUAUAUUGACACUUUGCGGGUGAACAAGGUGAUUGAGAUUAACCCAUAUCUGCUGGGCACCAUGUCUGGUUGUGCGGCUGACUGUCAGUUCUGGGAGCGUCUACUGGCCAAGGAGUGCAGGCUGUACUAUCUACGGAACGGGGAGCGCAUCUCAGUGUCAGCAGCCUCCAAACUUCUCUCUAACAUGAUGUGCCAGUACCGGGGCAUGGGCCUCUCCAUGGGCAGCAUGAUCUGUGGCUGGGACAAGAAGGGUCCUGGACUCUACUAUGUGGAUGAGAAUGGGACUCGGCUCUCAGGAAAUAUGUUCUCCACGGGUAGUGGGAACACUUAUGCCUAUGGAGUCAUGGACAGUGGCUAUCACCCUAACCUUAGCCCUGAAGAGGCCUAUGACCUGGGCCGCAGGGCUAUUGUUCAUGCCACCCACCGAGACAGCUAUUCUGGAGGAGUUGUCAAUAUGUACCACAUGAAGGAAGACGGAUGGGUAAAAGUGGAAAGCACCGAUGUCAGUGACCUGAUGCACCAGUACCGAGAGACCAGUCAGUAA
Molecule: messenger RNA, 831 nt
Organism: Chrysochloris asiatica (Cape golden mole)
Lineage: Eukaryota; Metazoa; Chordata; Mammalia; Afrosoricida; Chrysochloridae
Gene: PSMB8
Product: proteasome (prosome, macropain) subunit, beta type, 8
Exons: 6
Coding region: 1-831 (276 amino acids)
Cellular component (GO): proteasome core complex
Molecular function (GO): threonine-type endopeptidase activity
Source: RefSeq, a predicted model, not a curated record